AUGCCCAAGUCUCGUGCCGAGGACUGGGCUCGCCACACCCGGCCGGGUCGCGAAUCCCGACAACGCAGCCGAGACGACAGCACCGCUGCGCGGAGCCUGACGAAGAGAAGCCCCGCGGCCCGGUCGCCCGCCCGGUCGCCCGCCCAGCCAAGCCGCAGCGCAUCGCCCGACAGCCACGCCCGUCACCAUCACCGUCACCGGCGGCGGUCCCGGCACGCACGGCCGAGCGGCGCCGAGCCCGAGCCCGAGCCCGCGGAGCUGCCGUACUCGGUGCGCCCGCUGGUCAAGUCCGACUUCGCCGCCUUUGAGCCCCUCUUCGCCUUCUACCUGGAGCUGCAGAAGCAAAGGUACCUGGAGGACAUGGACGAGCGCGAGGCGAGGGGCCGGUGGAAACGCUUCGUGGGCAAAUGGAACCGCAACGAGCUCGCCGAGGGCUGGUACGACCCGGAGGUGUUUUGCCGGUGCGCCGAGGAGUACGCGGGGCGCGAGGGCGGCGCGUCGCCGCUGGCCAGCGACGAGGACGAGGACGAGGACGAGGACGAGGACGGCCCCGGCGGCUCCGGCUCCGACGACGGCUCCGACGACGAAGACGACCACGGCGGCGGUGACGACUACGGACCGAGACUUCCGGCGCGAGACCCCGCGCGCCGGGUGGGCGUCAAGCAGCCGACGCGGCGGGACCUGGCGGCGCGGGACGAGCUCCUCCAGGAGCAGAGGGAGGCGGACGGCGAGGCUGCCCGGCAAGCGCGCCGGGCCGAGAGGCGCCUUCAGAAGGAACGCCUGGACGAGCUGGUGCCGGCGGCGCAGCCGGGGACCCGCGAGCGCAGGCUGGAGAAGAAGAAGGAGGCGGGCGAGAGCAUGCGGCAGUUCCGGGAGAGGAGCCCCGGGGUGGAGGUGGGCGACGGCGAGCUCAUGGGGGGCGGCGACACGGCCGAGGAGUACCGGCGGAUGAAGCAGCGGGAGCACAGGCGCAAGUCGGACCGGCAGGUCCGGCGGGAGGAGUUUGAGCGGGCCAAGGGCGAGGAGAUGGAGUUGCGCAGGCGGGCGUGGCAGCGGAGGGAGGAGGGGACGGUCAGCAUGCUGCGCGAGCUGGCCAAGCAGCGGUUUGGGCAGGGCCCGUGA
Messenger RNA from Ustilaginoidea virens, 1122 nucleotides. RefSeq lists its product as uncharacterized. The transcript has a single exon. Bases 1 to 1122 code for a protein of 373 amino acids. NCBI's taxonomy places the organism in Eukaryota, Fungi, Ascomycota, Sordariomycetes, Hypocreales, Clavicipitaceae. The record is from RefSeq and is a predicted model, not a curated record.